AUGUGUGGCAUUUGUUGUGUGGUCAGCCUGUCCCUUUGUCCUCCUGACAGUUCGCUCUUGAAAGAGGGCACCACGCACAAUCUUAGAAGAAGAGGACCGGACAGCAGCCAACAGCUGGUCAAAUCCGUCCUCCGUCCGCCAUAUCACUGCUUAUUUUCUGGCCAUGUGCUUCACUUAAGGGGGCUACUGACUCCUCAGCCCCUAGAAGACCCUGCGACUGGAAACGUGUUUCUUUGGAAUGGAGAAAUCUUCGGUGGAAUCCACGUCGAGAUGGAAGAGAAUGACACUCAAGCUCUGUUCCGCCAUCUUUGUUCAUGCAGUAGCGAAUUGGACGUUCUGUCGGUCCUGUCCUCAGUUCGGGGUCCGUGGUCGUUCGUGUUUUAUCAGGCGUCCAGACAUUACUUAUGGUUUGGAAGAGAUUACUUUGGCCGCCGCAGUUUGUUGUGGCAGUUCAAUAAGGAGCAGGGCUGUGUCCUCGUUCUCUCUUCCGUGAGCGCCGUCUCUGAAACUGACACCCAGUGGCAGGAAGUUCCAGCGGCUGGAAUCUUCAGAUUGGAUCUCCAGGUCUGUGCUGCAUCUGAAGGUUUGGUUUUGACGUUGCAUCCAUGGAGAUAUUCCUCCAAUGAGAAUGUAACUGAAGAAGCGAACGUCGGUGACCGAAAUCUAUCUUUGAGAGAUUUGUCAAGUCAUGUGUCUUUCAAAGUGAACGAAUGCCCCUCAUUGGUCGUGCCUGUGCUUCCUUUAAACAUGGCUCUUGACGUGCCAGAGGAGCCCCGCUUCUCUGAUUUUGCCGAUAAUGAAGCCAGCAUUGGGAUUCUUCGGAGCUUUCUUUCCGAGCACCGCAAGAAGAGACUAGUUCACCAGUUUAUUGAUGUUUUGAGCAGAGCCGUAAAAAAGCGAGUCUUAUGUGUGGUUAGAGAUACGGAUCGAUCAGAAGGAGAAAUGUCCAAGGCCGCUCUGAGGAGAACCCAUGUUGCCGUACUGUUUUCCGGGGGUAUCGAUUCCGUUCUUCUAGCGAGGCUGGCGGAUAGGCACGUGCCGUUGGACGAACCCAUCGAUCUUCUCAACGUGGCCUUCGCCAGUCCCAACCUAGUUGGACAAAACCAUUCCACUCAGAAACGCUGCAAGGAGAAAAGACGGUUGCCUAGUUCAGAAUGCCUUAACAAUGCUGAUACGGAAACCCGCGAUCCUUUGUCCUGUUUUAAUGUGCCGGACAGAAUCACAGGCAGGGCAGGACUGGAAGAACUCAAAGCAUUGAAUCCUUCCAGGUGUUGGAAUUUCGUGGAAAUCAAUGUUACCCUUGAGGAACUGAAAGCCACGAGACGGCAACAGAUAAGCCACUUGGUUUACCCGCUGGACACCGUUUUGGACGAUAGCAUUGGUUGCGCUGUCUGGUUUGCCGCCAGAGGAGAAGGUCUGGUUACUAACCAGGGGGACGCAAGACCUUAUAAAAGUCCCACAAAGGUUGUGCUUACGGGAAUCGGAGCUGAUGAACAGCUCGCUGGCUAUUCGAGACACCGUGUUUGCUUUAAAAAAUAUGGUUUCGAGGGCUUGAACAAAGAACUACAAAUGGAACUGGGCCGUAUUUCCUCUAGAAACCUUGGCCGAGACGACAGAGUGAUUGGAGACCAUGGCAAGGAAGCGAGAUUUCCGUUUCUGGACGAAGCGGUCGUGUCUUUUCUGAACUCUCUCCCCGUGUGGGAAAAAGCGGACUUGACGCUCCCUCGAGGCGUUGGAGAGAAAUUGCUGCUGCGCCUGGCAGCUGUGGAGCUGGGCCUGAUGGCCUCGUCCAUCCUGCCCAAAAGGGCCAUGCAGUUCGGUUCCAGGAUUGCAAAACUGGAGAGCGGCACCGAAAGGGCAUCAGACAAAUGCGUGCGCCUCCAGUCGGGUGCAGAAGAGGAGCUCCCUGCCAAGGGCUCGAAGCCACUUUAA
Messenger RNA from Euleptes europaea (tarantolino), 1932 nucleotides. It is a transcript of the gene ASNSD1, whose product is annotated as asparagine synthetase domain containing 1. NCBI's taxonomy places the organism in Eukaryota, Metazoa, Chordata, Lepidosauria, Squamata, Sphaerodactylidae. The transcript is spliced from 3 exons. Gene Ontology annotation, molecular function: asparagine synthase (glutamine-hydrolyzing) activity. The record is from RefSeq and is a predicted model, not a curated record. The coding region runs from base 1 to 1932 and encodes 643 amino acids.